Molecule: messenger RNA, 2520 nt
Organism: Trichobilharzia regenti
Lineage: Eukaryota; Metazoa; Platyhelminthes; Trematoda; Strigeidida; Schistosomatidae
Source: the annotation of a GenBank genome assembly
GUCAUUGCCUAGCAACUGAAACAUUCAAACUUUUAAUGGGAUCCCAGUCGAAGAAAUCGCAAUCAACAGCAGAAGCUCUGAAGAAUGCAGAAUUUUCCAUAGAAGAAUAUUUGAAAACUGUUUUUCACGAGAAACUACUAGUAAAUGCGCCGGCAAAUGAAGACAGAAACUUAACAAACUCUACUAAGCUGUUGGAAAAAUACAAAGAACUAAAAAAUGUACAGAGUGCUCUGUCUGCAAAGAAGGAGGAAUUCCGAGUUAAGAUGGAGUGUAUUCAACGAAGAAGAGAAGAACUUGAAAAGAAAGAAUGUGAACUGAAGGAAUCCCUCAUCAAAUUUGACCAGUUCUUUAAAGACAAUGAUGAGAAGAGAGUUAGAGCAAUGAAGAAAAUAUCGUCAGAGAAGAGUUUACAGCAGCAGAAACAGAAUGAGAUUGAUAUUCUAAACUCAGAUAUAUCGCGUUUCACAAAAUUACGAGAGAAGCAGGAAAAGAAAGUCAAAUCACUCUUGAAAUACCGUCUGUUUCUGGAGUCAGUUGUGAAAAUAUCUGAUGAAUUCUCGGACGUUUAUGAGCUUAUUUCUCGGUAUGAUGCCCUAAAAGCUAACCUACAGGAUUUGGAAGCAUCAGAUGCAAAGAACCAGAAAAUUAUAGACGAAAAGAAUAAAGAGUUAUUUUACUUCAAAAAAAUGAAACAAGAUGAAAAGCUUUCUAUGACUAACGAAAUAGCUGAUCUUCGUAAUCACUUGGAGCUCCAACAGAUACAAGGAAGAAACAAUGAGACUCAGUGGGAACAAACAAGAAAUUUAGCAGCGAAUCGUAUUUAUGAGCUUAGCACUAUUGUUAUAGCUAUUGCCAACAUGUAUGCGCUUGUACGCACCCAUCAAAAAUAUGGUGAAACAGCCAAACCUAAUGAGACUUGCAAGCAACUUAGAGCGGUAAGCAAUGAACUUUGUUCUACAGUAACUUAUUUAAUCGAUUCUAUAAGCGUAGAAAGUGUCCUUAGUUCCACGCCAGGUUAUUAUUGUAACGCUGACAUUUUAGAACAAUGUUUAGGUGAAUCUGAUCCUUGAAAACCAUUCACCUACACAGUGUUACCAAAAUAAGUAGGUGGUGUUAAUUCAUUUAUCUGCGAUUCAAUAUUUGCCUAAAGUGUCCACCCUGAAAGAAUUGUUGUGCCCGAAAAUGUUACAGAGCUCUUGGAUUUUAAAGGAUAAGUCAUAUUUUUGGAUUCUUAUCCCUUAAAUAUAAGGUAAUCCAGUGACCUUUUGAACAUGAGUAUAGAUUGUAGAGGCUAUUUUAAGCCGAACUACUGUCAGUUGGUAAGUUAUUUUAUGAUAGAGUCUGGAGUUUUUGGCAAUUCGGUAGAUGAUGUGGCUAUGCAUUUUGUCACAUAGCUCUAAAAAGUCUUACCAAUCACUAGCAGGGAAUGACAUUUCCCCACUGACUGAAACAUAACUUAAGGUAAUAAGUCACUCUGGUGUCAUCUAAGGAGUUAGAGAUAGGCACUUAGAUAGGGGUAUUUUUAAAUAAUAGGUUUUAAUUUUUAAUGAAUGAGAGAUAGUAUGGAUUGUUGGUGCGUUCAUAUCUUCAUUACUCCACUCUGAAAAUUUUGCAACAGAUCUAAGAUCGAGGAGUUUUUGAGAAAUGAGCAUCUCAAAAUCAGUCUGAACUUCACAUGCUGUUUGUUACCGAAUCCGUUUUACUAUGUUUUCUGUCAGUUACUUUUCAUUACCUCAGUAACUAAUUGAAAUCGAGUUUUAAGUCUAGUUUUCCUCACAAAACAUUGGCAAAAGGACUUCAAAGACAACUUGAGUUUCUGUAUGGUUCGAAUCGGCACUUCACGCAUCAUUGUUUGACUGAUAUACUAUCUGGCUCACAGAACAAAUAUGCCGAUGACUUUCCGACGUCACUGAGACUAGUUUUAAUCUUACUGAGGGAGUUUCACUGUGAUGGCCUCUUAGAUAGGCGUUUUUGAUCACGAGGAAGUAAAUUUCAACGAGUUAAUCCAUGCCGAAGACCGUGGUCACUCAGUUCCACCCGUUGUAUUAUUAUUUUGUUAUCCAUAUGUAAGUUUUCAAAGAGUGGCAAAAGAUCUACGUCUGUGCAAAAUCCUAUAUUGAAUUACAAGUCAAAUUAUAUGAUUUAAAAUGGAAUAAUUAGCAUUCGGAAUUAUAUCUAUACAUAUUAUUAAAUAAGACUGUACACACACACACACACUAGUCACUAAUGAAUGUUUAUCAUUCUGAGUAUGGAAUUGUUCUUUGAUACGGGGCUUACUUUCCAGUUGUUGCGCAAAAAAUGAAUAUAACUGUCAUGAAUGAAAACCAGAACACAUUUGCAUGUAUGAGUGAUGAAUGAGUUUGGAAAAAAGUGUGUUAAUUUCAACUUACUUUAAUUUCAGAUUAAAAAUUUUAUACAAACUUUGGUCAGAAUCAUUGAAGAAGUUACACAGAACUCGUAGUGUUGUUUUUAAUGAGGAAUUUGUAUUAUCUAUCAGAAAAAUAUAAUCAUGAGCAAGGG